This is a messenger RNA of Aspergillus nidulans FGSC A4, 1032 nucleotides long. RefSeq lists its product as uncharacterized. The transcript is spliced from 2 exons. Bases 1 to 1032 code for a protein of 343 amino acids. The record is from RefSeq and is a predicted model, not a curated record. NCBI's taxonomy places the organism in Eukaryota, Fungi, Ascomycota, Eurotiomycetes, Eurotiales, Aspergillaceae.
AUGGUCAAAGCAGAGCUAAUACGCCGCACGAACAAGAAGUUAGACAACAGGGUUGCGGACGUUCUUCCCAAUAUCCAGACGCCGACUGAGUGUACGGCGCAAGUAGAAUACAGAUUUGCAGCAAAACGUCAACGCAAAGCGGAUACCCACAAAUUCUCUGACGCGCAGAUGCCGGUGAGAUGCGCCGCACAUCAGGCAUCUGAAAUCCAGGGCGGAAUUUCCGAACUCGGCUACCAGAGAGAUUCUCCGGAAAAUACUGAGGGUGGGAACUGCAGUCAUAUUGAGCAUUAUGGGUCGUGUGGGAAUGGAUGUGACGGCGACGCUGGAAACACAAAGUUAACAACUAAGCCUCAUAAAAAGGUAUCCUGGAACCUUACGGGAAACAUCUCAGCACCUCUCCAAAGCUCCGUGGCCCCAUUACUUCCGGCCCAACACCUACAAUCAGCUGCGGUUCCUGACACAUUACCACAGCAAGACCUGUCUACCAGCUCCAAACCACUCAGUGCACUGGAGAUGGCAGAAAGCGCAAUAUUUGUACAAAAAACUAACUUUGUAGCAUUGGGCGAUACGCCGAUCGGCUGCCAUGAACAACCCCAGACAGACACUUCCCGUCUUUCGGUGACGUCCAGCGGUAGCCGCAGUCAGGAAGAAUUUGUCACUCCCACAGUCUCUGAGAACACCCUGAAAGAACAUCAUGAACGAAUCCAGGAGCUUCCAACAGUUUUUCCAGCUCAGCAAGAUGCCGACCUCGGCGAAGGAAAGAUCAAUGAUAUGGAGGACCUCGCUAGCACGGACGCGGACCCAAAUGCACGAAUUCAGGAGCUGGAAGACUGUGUAGUGGCUCAGGCUCUGAAGUUAGUAUCCCAGGCCAAGGAAAUAAAGAGCCUUGUGGAAACCGUUAACGAGCUCCGUGGGACAAUCCAGAGUUCCUCGGGCAAGGGAUACAGGCCUUGCAAACGGAGCAAGGAAUAUACAGAUGAGAAGAUAUUCGAACCUCAGAAGGAUGAAAAUCGUGACCCGCGGUUGAUUUGA